GAGUGGGCGAGUGCUGUAAGAUCCAUUAGCAGGGCUUUUCUUUGGGUUUGUUGGAUAUUUUGGCUCGCAGCCCAACCGCCGUUUUUGUAAUCAAGGCAUGUUCGCAUGUGCUUCCCCGAGCCGCGUCGGCUGUCUGCCGCUUGGAACGAUCCCAGAAUUCCCUGCUGACAUGCACAGAACCAGUCCCACAGAGAUGAUGACGGGGAUGAAGAAGGACCAGAAGGAUGCAGAGCUCAAUAGAAAGAUUGAGGCCUUACGAAAGAAAAAUGAAGCACUUAUGAAACGCUACCAGGAGGUGGAGGAAGAUAAAAAGCGGGCAGAACAGGAAGGGAUGUCACUGCACAACAGGAAGGGAAAAUCAGAUGAUCUGACCAUCACCAUCAAUAAAUCAUCCAACGAGCAGCGUGUCGUUACUCAGAGAUCGUGCCCCAGAGGGCCAAACCCCACAUCACAGCAGGAGAAGGAGCCUGGAGAUCCUGACAGCAUCUUCAGCAUCGGAAGAGGAAAGAGGAGACAACUGCUUGUCACAACAUCAGGAAACAUCAAGGGUAAGAGAGUGUUUGGUGAAAGGAAGGACAGAAAUCGCCCUGUGAGUCCAGUGAGGUUGAAGCCCUCUGUUGAGGAAGCGCUGGAGUCCAGCACACGAGUGAAACGCCCUUCGUCCACAAAGACACAGGCAACCGAGGGGUCUGAUCUACUAAAUUUCGGUGACUCUAACCUCCUUUCGUCCAGAGAAGAGCAGCUGGAGUACCUGCGAUGGAAGAAAGAACGCGAGGAGAUCGACAGAGAGCGAGUCGCCCGACACAAAAACGCCAAAGGCCAGUGGAGAAGAGCCUGGGACCUGGACAAGACCGAUCUGAUGUUUUCUGAAAAAGCACAUGGAGGAACAGACAGAGAAACACACAACAGAGGAAUUAAAAAUGCCAGAAGAGGAAAUAUGAGCUCCGAAGAAUCCAGACCAAUGGCAGACAGGGGGCGGGGCGCGCGGGACAGGAAGGGUAAGAGUGUUCCAGGGAUGGGCAGUAAAGCGAAGGGUAAAGACCGCCUGACGGGUCGAGCCACAAGAUGUGAUGCUAAAGAACAGGAAGAGCAAUUACAGGUUUAUCUAGAGAGCAGUCUUCAAGAGUUCCUGGAGGAACUAGAUACUCUUUGUGGUCCUGAGGUGGAAAACAUCAACUCAGACACUGAAAACCAAGACGAUGUUCAGAACACAAAGCUCCGUGCAUCUGAAGAGUCCUUCAAAACGCAGGAAACCAUUAGUGUUGUGACCUCUGACUGGUCAGAAGACAAGAAUGGACAUAUUUCCACUGAAACGUCUCAUUCAGAGACGUCCUGUCUUAGGGCCUUAGGGAAAAGGGUACGAUUUUCAGAAGAACUCAUUGACGGAGCUAAAGAGAACAUCUCCAACUGUGUUACUAUAGAAACCAAGACCAGUGUGCGAAAAACACACGCUUGGGGUACGAGCGGCUCCACGGGGGGAAAUGACAAACAAAUGUCAACACAAAAUGAGGAUGAUAGUGAAUGUGUCCAGACAGCGGAGAUGAAUGUUGAAGGUACCGAGGUGAAGCGAAUCAAUCCAGAACAGGAAGUCUGUGAGAAGAAACUUCCAGAAAUACAUAAUGUAACUAAAGCGCCUGGAAAUGAAGCCAGUGAAGCGUCUUGUCCCAGAUCCGGUUCAGAAGAUGGACAUGGUUGUAUUUCAGUAAAAUCGGGUCAGAACCAGCCUGUAGAAAACACCAAGAACUGCUCUUCAAGAGGAAACGAAGAUCUAAUUGACUCCGGUCUGUCUGUCUUGAGUCUGGAGUCUAGAGACCCUCUUCCAGACCACAACACCAGCACUGAUAUGGCAAGAGAGAAUGGGAAAGUUGUUUAGAUGGAAACUGAUGUCUGGAGCGAAACUUCAUGCACUAAAACCAAAAAUUGGACUCCAUUUCAGAGGUGUUUCGUUUCUGGUGGAGCAAAGUCACUAUUCUGACUUUUUAAACUACUGUAUUUGAAGAAUAUUUUUAAUAUUGGAAAAGUUUGAACGUUGUGUAAUUUAUUGAAGGCUGAAUGUUGACUGAUGGUAAACACUGUAUGUGAGAUUUUAUUUAUUUUUUAUUUUUUACGAUUGUUUUCAGAUUAGUUCAUUAAGUUUUGUUAGGUUAGAUAACGCACUGAGCUGCCCAACCCAAAUUUCAGACACUUUUGUAUCUUUGGUGGUUUGGCGGCACUUUAAAAGAGGACUGAUCAUUUUAAAUAAAAGCACUGCAAAGCAACUUGAAUGUGUAAUUUUAUGAAGUUUAAUGCAGCAAACGAGUAGACACAGUGGCUUAUAUUAAAUAUAUCUACUUUACGAGCGCACGUGUCAAGGGGUUUUGGAAGUUGUGUGGAAUUUGGAAAGUUCACAUGGAUUGUUAAUGUAUGUUAAUUAGCACUUUAUUUUAAAUGAAUGUUACAUUUGAUCUGAAAUGUUACCUGAAAAGCAGAACCAUUUCUUUGAUUGUAUUAUCAGAUUACAUCUUUUAAUCUGAUCUUUUGCAAUGCAGAAUCCUUUUAAUAUUUUUAUUUUAAAAAUUACUACAAAAUGUUUACAACUUGAAUCUGCACUUUUUAUUUUAUUUUAUUUUUUUGCUAACAAAUGGGCAAGUUUGAAGCAAGUUUUCUUGCCCCAGGUAGUUUACGAAGUAGAUUUCAUUACUAAUUGUUAUCGUUUGUUGUGACUAUAAUGUCAUCGUACUCAGUAUUUAAGAGUCUAAAUGAUUUGGACUUUUGGUCGUGUUACAGUUUGAUGUAGAAAGAUGAGACGACACUUAAAGGAUUAAUGUUUAAAGUGGCUAGAGUUUGAUUUUUGUAUUUUAUGGUCACUUUCAUUAAGCAUUUUGUGUUCAUUCAGCUUUUAAAUGAAAAUGAAAUGUUCAUAUAAAAAAGAAAAAUCAACAUUAAUAAAAAAUGUUACCAGCCAUAUGAUGUGAUGCUUCAGCUUUUUCCAUGGAACAAAUUCAUUUCUAACCUUUUGUAAGUUUAAAGGAUUAGUUCAUCCAAAAAUGUAAAUUCAGUCAUUGUUCAUUCACCCCUGUGUUGUUAUAACCCUACAUGACUUUCUUUUUCUGAACACAAAGGGAGAAAUUGUAAAAAGAAAAUUGUGUUCAGAAAGGCUGGGCAUAGAAAUGCAUCAACUCUUGGACUACAAACUCUUCAGACAUGUUUAGUAAGUUCUGUUCUCUGUUUUGUGUGCAGCUGUGUUGUGUUCUGUUGUCACUAUCACUGUUUUUAGAUAAAACGAGUUUUCGCUUGAACGCCCCAAUGUCACGAGGGUUCUGCGUGAACUGCUGCUCUCUUGUCCUAUCAUGGACACACACAGGAGAUCAAUGAACGAGGAGGUCAGUGAACAUUUACACUAAAUAAUACAUUAGAUUUCAGUUUGUUUCUCAUCAAAUCUUAUCGUAUGCUUUAAUAACAAUCAUGAGUCUCAUGGAAUAAUUUAUUAGACUUCUGAAUUAUACUUUUGUGUUCUUUUGAAGCUUGAAGAGGUGGUCACCAUAAACUGCCAUUGUAUGACAUCACUGAGCUCAACAUUUCUUCACAAUUUCUCCCUUUGUGUUCAGAAAAAGAAAGUCAGUCAUAUAGAGUUAUAACAACACAGGGGUGAGUAAACAAUGACUGAUUUUACAUUUAUAGGUGAACUAAUCCUUUAACUUCAUCUUCUUUUGAGAAAUGUAGUUUUUAAUAAACUAAAAGUACAUAUAAAACACCUUUUACUGUACACUAAAAAAUAUAUCUUUGCCUAUUUUUAAGAUUUAUGCAUUUCAAUUUCAUAACAAAAUGCCAUCAAAAUAUUUAGGGUUAUUUUGUUUUAUUAUAGAUUACUUCAUUUGAUGGAAGUUUGCUAUGAAAUUUAAAUGCAUAAAUGUUUAUUUAUUUAUUAAGUUUAUGCACUCUCACACUACAACUAAGAUCGCUGCCUUUAGAAAGCAGUCAUGAUAUUAGUAUUGUAUCAAUUAUAUAAGAGGUAACAUACAUGCUACUAUUUCAAUUGACAGUUUCUCAAUGUCAGAUUUUAAUUGAAGACUGUAUAUUCUCCUAAAAGUGAUGUAGCUGAAUGUAUCAGCCUAUAUAUAGGAAUAUCUUUUAGUUUGUUGAAACUGCAUUUUUGUAAAUUCCCUGUUGAUAAGUUAUUUUUGUCCAUGUUUUGAUUUAGUCACAUGAUGUUGAAUCAUUCCCAGUUUUACCAUUUGAGGUUUUAAGGGGCCUGUUACUCAUCCACUGUAUGAACAUUUUGUGCUGUACUGAAUUCUACCACAUCCUGUCACUUAAAGACGUCAAAAUAAAGUCCAUAGAUAGAUAGAUAAACAAACAUAGAUUUCUGUUUAAUUUUUUCUGUUUUUGUUUUGACCUCACCUGAUCCCUUGAAGAGGGUGGAGCUUAUCAAGCAUUUACCAGUUAAUUAUUUUGAUGUAAUUCCAUUUACUUGAUUGAUCUUUUUGAAUUGUUGUAGUGUUCCUGGCUCAA
Messenger RNA from Myxocyprinus asiaticus (Chinese sucker), 4491 nucleotides. RefSeq names its product coiled-coil domain-containing protein 9B-like. The record is from RefSeq and is a predicted model, not a curated record. The transcript is spliced from 13 exons. Bases 98 to 1873 code for a protein of 591 amino acids. Lineage: Eukaryota; Metazoa; Chordata; Actinopteri; Cypriniformes; Catostomidae.